Messenger RNA from Patiria miniata (bat star), 1339 nucleotides. Its product is annotated as golgin subfamily A member 7-like. Gene Ontology annotation, biological process: protein targeting to membrane; peptidyl-L-cysteine S-palmitoylation. The record is from RefSeq and is a predicted model, not a curated record. The coding region runs from base 118 to 570 and encodes 150 amino acids. Gene Ontology annotation, cellular component: palmitoyltransferase complex. The transcript is spliced from 5 exons. Lineage: Eukaryota; Metazoa; Echinodermata; Asteroidea; Valvatida; Asterinidae.
UCUUUCGAUCAUCAAUUAGCUUCUAGAAUCUGUCUGGUUUCUGCCUCUAACGAAAAUGACUAAUUAGAAUUGUUAGCACUAUAGUCUGGACGCCAGAAGCAUAUUUCCCGAACGAAGAUGGCGGGUGCGAGUUACGCAGCACAGGUACACGAACCUAUGGCCAUGGAGAACAUUCAAAGGCAGCCCGUUCCUAUCGGCAAAGUCUUUAUACAGCGAGAUUAUUCCGACGGCAUGAAAGUCAAGUUUCAGACCAAACUCCCUUUAGAAAUCAACGACAGGAUAGAUCAGAGGAUGUUCGAGACCACCGUUAUCCGACUGAACGAGAUCUACGGCGAUGCGGAGGCACUCAAAGCGAGGAUAUUCUGCGAAGGAUGUUUGAUAUGUCUCACUGGUUAUCUAGCUCUCUUAUGUGUCAAAUCGCAUUAUGAAAGGAAAGUCAAGGAAGCAGCUAGGUAUAUUCAAUCUCAGAAUGAUGAGGUCUACGCCCCGCGAGGUCUCGUGCUUGUCGAUCCGUUCGAGAGAGGACUCCGAGUUAUAGAAAUAGUGAUUCUACCACAAGACAGAGGUUGACACCGGUCAACAACGGGCUACAAGAUGACAAGUUCAGAUGUUUAACCUUGAUAUCACUAGAGGGCGUUCUUCAUAAAUCUUAUCCCAAGUGUGGAGGUUAUUGCCUCGUACACAGAAUAUUGAUAUAAUAAAAGAGAGUUGCAUUUUUAGCAAAAACAGGUCACCGACCAAAGCCAUGCAGUGAAUAAUGGCUUGUAACUGGCUCCCAACACAUCUUUGCUAAGCAGUUUAUUUUGCUAAGCACUAUGGGCUCCGUGCGCAAUCAAGAGAGGGCGCUAUUUUACCACUUUCGAGAGCCCAUUUCGAGAAUGUCUCUCCCAGUGGUCUCCCCCAACUUUCCCUUUCUGACCAUUGAGGGGGUACUUGUGCACCAAGCCCAUUUUUUUUCCCUAAGAGGCUCCAUUAUUAACUUGUGUCCUGUUUUUGAAAACAAUUGCUCAAUUUUAUAUUUGCGUAGCUAAGAAAUUUGCCCCCGAUUGGCUGGUGUGAAGAGCGCCCCCUAGUGACACAUAAUUGCAAUUCCUCAAUGUGUACAAAGUGCAGAGAAUUAUAAGUGCUAAAGUGAAUCCAGUUUUUGUAAACAUCGUGUAAAUAUUUGUAUGAACUGGUUAUUUUUGUGAUUUGUGUCGAGGUUGGUUUCCAAUUGCAUUAUCUCAUUUCGUAUUUUUUUUUAAUUGUAGGUUUUGUACGGAACUUACCUGUUUGCUAAAACUUGACCAUUUCUUUUCAGAUUAUAUUAUACUCCACACUAGUGGUGGGAGAAACGGGA